Messenger RNA from Knipowitschia caucasica, 777 nucleotides. NCBI's taxonomy places the organism in Eukaryota, Metazoa, Chordata, Actinopteri, Gobiiformes, Gobiidae. The record is from the annotation of a GenBank genome assembly.
AUGAGACUUCUCUACGCCUCCCAUGAAGUGUGCACCAAUGCCCUCAUACCAGGAGCUAAAGGUGACAAAGGUAUAAUCGGAGAGGUCGGAGAGGAAGGAAUCAUGGGUAAAGCUGGGCCACCGGGAAAUUCAGGUUUUGCUGGAGAUGCAGGGAUUAAAGGAGACAUGGGACAUUUGGGAAAGAUGGGGCCAAUGGGACACAAAGGUGACAAAGGUGACCCGGGCUUGGAUGGUCCUCUUGGCCUGAAAGGAACACCAGGCUCUACCUGUGAUUGUGGCAGAUAUAGGAGGCUGGUUGGACACAUUGAUAACAAUUUAGGAAGGCUGAGGAACUCCAUGAUUUUUGUAAAGAAUGUGCUGUUGGGGCUAAGAGAGACAGAAGAGAUGUACUAUCUGCUCGUGAAGGAGGCCAAAAUGUUCCAUCAGGCAUCUAUUAACUGCAGGCUGAGAGGAGGGGUCCUGGCCAUGCCCAAAACCCCCAACACCAACCGGAUUCUGGCAGACUACUGCAGCCAAGCCGGCCUCACCCGGGUUUAUGUUGGUGUGAAAGCCAGCGCUGGGACAAAUGGGACCAGAAGUUACAAGUACUCCGACUCCAGUCCUCUGCAGGAGUUUUCUGGCUGGAGUGACACUUCUCCCAGUUCAAACUCGAGCUGUGUGGAGCUGCUCAGCUCUGGGACAUGGGCUCACACCGAUUGUGACAACUUCAUGUAUUUUAUCUGCGAGUUUUCCAAAAGCAGAAGAAGAACAGGAACAACACCCACAGUCGUAUCCUGA